CGCGCGCGCGCGCACACACGUGUGUAUAUAAACCACCACGCGCGCGCGGCGUUGUCCUGACCGCGCCCUGUCGUGAAAGUUAAGCUGACCAUGGCCGCGCCAGCGCCGCUUACGCCGUCGCGGCGCCUCCUCCCGCUUGUCCCGCUCGUCGUGGCCAUGUGGAUGGGUUCCUCGGCGGUGGGAGGGUCCGGCGCCGACAACGACGUGCUGCGGCGGGCGCAGCGGCCGGAGUUCGCGGCGUGGAUGGCCGGCGUCAGGGGGGCCAUCCACGAGCGGCCCGAGCUGGCGUUCCAGGAGCACGAGACGAGCGCGCUGGUCAGGAGGGAGCUCGACGCGACGGGCGUCGCGUACAGGUACCCGGUCGCCGGCACCGGCGUCGUCGCGGCCGUCGGCACCGGGGGCCCGCCGUUCGUCGCGCUGCGCGCCGACAUGGACGCGCUCCCGCUGCAGGAGGAGGUAGAGUGGGAGCACAAGAGCAAGGAGGCCAGGAAGAUGCACGCCUGCGGCCACGACGCGCACACCGCAAUGCUGCUCGGCGCCGCCAGGAUCCUCCACGAGCACCACCAUGAGCUGCAGGGCACGGUGGUCCUUCUUUUCCAGCCGGGCGAGGAGGUGGGCAUUGGCGCCAAGAAGUUGGUGGAGGCCGGCGCCGUGGACAACGUCGAGGCCAUCUUCGGGUUCCACGUCACCGUGAUGCUCCCCACCGGCGUGGUGGGCUCCAGGGCCGGCCCGCUGCUGGCCGGCUGCGGGUUCUUCGAGGCGGUAAUCACCGGGGUGGGCGGCCACGCGGCUGGCCCCCACAACACCGUCGACCCCGUCGUGGCCGCCUCCAGCGUCGUCCUCAGCCUGCAGAACCUCGUCUCGCGGGAGGCCGACCCGUUUGACUCCCAGGUGGUCACCGUGACGAGGCUUCGAGGCGGCAGCGCGUUCAACGUGAUCCCGGACUCCGUCACGAUCGGCGGCACGUUCCGGUGCUUCUCGAGCGAGGGCUUCAUGCGGCUGAAGCGGCGGAUCGAGGAGGUGAUCGUGGCGCAGUCCGCGGUGCACCGGUGCGCGGCGUCGGUGGACUUCAGCGCCGGGGGGAGCCCGCUGCUUCCGCCUACCGUCAACACCGCCGCGUUGCACGAGCACUUCGUGGCCGUCGCCGCGGAGACGGUCGGCGCGGCCGGCGUCCGUGGCGCGGUGGAGCCGUGCAUGGGGAGCGAGGACUUCGCGGCCUUCGCCGAGGCCGUCCCGUCCUCCCACUUCUACUUCGUCGGGACGCGGAACGAGACGGUCGGGGCCGUGCACGACGCGCACUCGCCGCACUUCUUCGUCGACGACGCCGCGCUCCCGUACGGCGCCGCGGUGCACGCGAACCUUGCCAUGUGGUACCUGCAGCGCCGCGCGGCGUCCCGCGGGCCCGGUGAAUCCCACGACGAGAGUGCCGGAGCGUUGGAUUCAUUACAGGACUGGGUCUUCGGGCUCCAUUGUAGCGGUCCAAAACAGAACAAGGGUAAACGUCUUGGAAAGAAAGGAACCGGCGAAUUCAACGCUAAGGAGAAAUCCUUCCUCCAGGUUGCCAGUUUGAUUGGCGAUGACAUUAGAGCCUAUCAAAUAACAGAGUGAAGAGGGUGAACAAGGAAAUAGCUGAAUGUUUUAGGCCCUUCCAUGUAUCUUUGUAAUUUUCGGUUUUCUUUUUUCUUUUCCUGUCAUGUAACUCAAAUUGUAGUCGUCCUUCCCUCUUAGCAGCUCUCCUGCCUUCUUUAAAAAAACAAUAAUUGUAGUGCCAAAUGCUGAAUUUUUAGAAAGCAAAAGAUGAAGGGAUAUAAAAGCAAGUUCUAGCUGCAAA
This is a messenger RNA of Phragmites australis (common reed), 1831 nucleotides long. Its product is annotated as IAA-amino acid hydrolase ILR1-like 2. Gene Ontology annotation, molecular function: IAA-Ala conjugate hydrolase activity. The record is from RefSeq and is a predicted model, not a curated record. Gene Ontology annotation, biological process: auxin metabolic process. NCBI's taxonomy places the organism in Eukaryota, Viridiplantae, Streptophyta, Magnoliopsida, Poales, Poaceae. The transcript has 5 exons. Gene Ontology annotation, cellular component: endoplasmic reticulum. The coding region runs from base 91 to 1608 and encodes 505 amino acids.